AUGAAUUGCAGGGUAGUAGAGAAGGAUAAAUUAACAGAGUACUCUAUAAGAUGUGAUAGAAAGGGAAAAAACAAUUCUAGGUCAGGAUGGAUUACUAGAAUAUACUGGCUGAUUCAGCUGGUGCUUCUGUGGCAGGUUCAUGGUAGAGUAGGAUUGAAGGACAUACAGGAGAUUCAAGAGAGAAUAAUUAGUGGCAAUUUAAGAAGUGAUAAAGAAGACUUGUUUCUUAAUUUAAAAGGUCCUUUAAACCCACAGCAUAGCAUGCUCGCAAAUGAAAUCGGGUUUAUUCAUAGUAAGAGAUUUCUAUCAGCAGAGAUAAAGAUAGAAUAUGAAAUAAAAAUUGGAAGUACAGUGGCACAAGACCAAACAUACACAAAAACAAGGGAUUACAGCAAGGAUACAGUCUAUCCAGACCUACCAUACAGUGGCACCCACCUAAAGUACAUGAAUGACUACUUCAGAACACUUCUUGAGAUGUUUCCUUCACUCCAUGGAUAUGUAUCCAUAUGGACAGACAAAAAGGACUCAUUCUACAACUUCAUGAAUAGUAGCACAGUGAAGGAGCAUAAAUACAAGAUACUUGCAUCUCUAUUGCUUCUUUCAGAGGGAUUGCAGAUUCCUCUUUCAAUUGACACAAGCACAGAGUACAUAGAGCUAGUUCUAAAGGAAUCUACAGAAGAAGAUCAAUUUAGAAUUCGCAUGUGCAAGGAUACAGAGACUAAGGAUACAGAGGAGACUAAAAAUGAAGGAGUCUUUAGGAAAAAGAAAGUAUUUAAAUAUACAGAAGCCAUGAAGGUGCUUAUGUUCUUUAUAGAGAAUAGUCAAGCUAAAAUUAUCAAGCAAGAGAGAUAUCUCUCAGAGCCAAAGUCAUACAAAGAGUUCCAAAGUGGAAAGUUCUUAAAUAGUCCAGGAUUUCUCAUUCAGACGUAUAUAUACUAUUAUAUUGAGGAUAAGACAGAAAUGUGCAUUUUCAUUCAGACAGUACAUGAUUUAUUAUGUAAGUAUAUAGAGAAUAGUGCAGGAAAUAGUAAAAUAACGGUAAUUCAGACUAAAAAGGCAGAAUAUAUAUUUAACAGAUACUUUGCAUAUAACCAGAAUGAAGAAGGUGAUGAAAUAGGAGAAUUAAAGUACAUUAGAAUGCAUAUGCAAAAUAUACUAAAUACCACUAGAAGGUUCCCUAUUACGUACCAGGCCCAGUUAGAACCAAUUCAGGACUGUCUUUCUAUUUCAAAGAAGAAAUCUCCUCCAGAGAACUCUUCAAUAUGUCAGUGUGCAUGUCUUAAUGAAGAUACAGAUGAUGAGGGUAAUAAUACAGUGGAAAUUAGUAAUACAUUUGCUGAUCACGUUGAAACUGCACUUCUUGGUCUAUUCUGUAUCUUUGCGUAUGACUCAAGGGAACAAGUCUAUAAGGUUGACCACAUGGUGAAUGCCUCUAAGGAGCUAAAAGAGUUUUUCAUAAAGCAUAAGUAUAUGUAUGGAACUGUCUCAGAUGAGAUGCAUAAUGACUGGAAUAAAGUAGUCUCAGGACUAAGGGACUCAAGAAUAACGUAUAUGCGGAGUGACAAGAACCAGCUUGCUCCUGGCUUCAUGAAUAUGCUCUAUGCAAUUGCAGAGAUAUCUGGUAUAGAUACAUGGGAAAGAUUAGAUGAUCUCAUGGAAAUAGUAGAUGAGAUGAAGGAUGAGGCUUCUUUGAGUGAAUUCCGGAAUUCCAUUUGGAACAGAAAGAAAGAAGCAACUGACAAAGAAAAGAAAGAUAUUGAUGAUGCCAUAAGAGCAAAGAUAAAGGAUAUGAGAAUCUGUGAAAAGGACAGGCUAGUGAUAAAAGAGUGGCUGGAAAAAGAUAGUGAUGAGAAGAAGAAACUCCUUUGUAAGAUAGAGAGCAUAGAGCAUGAAAUAAAUAUAACGGAAACAGAAAAAAUCAAAAAAUUAAUAAGACGCAUUGAAGUCCAGCAAAGAGAAAAAGAAGAGAAAUUGCACUUUGGCAUAGAAAUGUAUAUGUGUGAGUUAUUCAACCGCCUUAUGAUUGAUAAGUGCCUAGAAGUAAAAGUACUGAAAUUGUAUAAAAAGGAAUUUGAACUCAGACUGUCCGAUAUAUUUGGCUAUAUGGAUAUAGUAUACUUGGAUGAAUAUGAGAACAAAGUCGAGUGCUAUUCUCUUAGUAUAAAGACAUCUUCAAAGUCUAAAGAGAAAGACACAGAAGAUGAAAUUAACGAAAGAAUAUUUUCAGUUAGAAAGGAAAAUAAUGUCAGUUAUAGAAGAAAAGAUGUACCAACUGACUUAAGCCUGUCUCUUUCCAAGUGGAUUAAAACUAAAACUUAUACGGCAUGGCUGGUCAAGUACUACAAAGAGUGCGAGUCAAUUACCACGAAAGACCUUCAGUAUAAAGUACGGACUAUAAUGAAAGGUCUUCCAGAGAAAAAGACUAAAACUGUAAAUCUGAAUAGUAUUCUACCAUGGGGACUUGUUCAUCAAAGAGAAAAUAGACUAAACCUUAUAUUUCCGUUACUAAUGAAUGCAAUGCGACUUGGUUUCAACUAUAACCAUCCAGUUAUACGCUUUGUUAAUAAUAUCAUAGUAGAUGCACCAUUCCAAACGAGUUAUGAUAGAGAUGCCUUCUUCAUAGCUAUGAAGAUUAGCAAUUUGGACAAAUAUCUAUUGAAUAUACGUAUAGACAAUGGAAUAUACCAAGUAAAAGACUAUUCAGACUUUGGAAUGCAGAAUAUUAUAGAGUCUUCAAUCGAUAUAAAGCCAUUUAGUAAUAAUAUGGAUAUAAUAAUGCGGUAUAACCUGACUAAAACAAAGCACUUUUACCAUUCCCCUAUGCUGUCUGCAUUAAACUCCAUGAGCAAAGAGAAUCAGCAGUUAUUUGUGAGUCUUUUAACAAAGAAAUAUAAAUCUAUAGAGUAUAUUACCUCAAUUAUCUUCAGUAUGCAUGCAAUGAAGAUUUGCUGUCCUAGAUACAACUAUCUAGGAUAUGCUAAUGAGCUCUUAAUGAAAAUAAUUGAAAUUCUGUCAGAAAAAGGAAGUAGUCACUCUAGCAUAAUUAAAGGUCUCUAUGACCUAAUUGAUCCAAAUGCCCAUAAUGGAACAUAUUUAUACUACAGAGAAUAUAAAGAAGCAGUAGAAAUAAUUAAAUCCAUGGAGAGUAUACUUUGCGAGAAGAAUAACGAAAUAAGCAAAGAGAAGUUCAACUACAUAAUAAAGGCAUACGUAAGAAACUAG
Molecule: messenger RNA, 3222 nt
Organism: Nematocida ausubeli
Lineage: Eukaryota; Fungi; Microsporidia
Exons: 1
Coding region: 1-3222 (1073 amino acids)
Source: RefSeq, a predicted model, not a curated record